This is a messenger RNA of Zea mays, 1012 nucleotides long. RefSeq lists its product as uncharacterized. Bases 104 to 919 code for a protein of 271 amino acids. Gene Ontology annotation, biological process: regulation of DNA-templated transcription; ethylene-activated signaling pathway. Lineage: Eukaryota; Viridiplantae; Streptophyta; Magnoliopsida; Poales; Poaceae. The record is from RefSeq and is marked provisional. Gene Ontology annotation, molecular function: DNA binding; DNA-binding transcription factor activity. The transcript has a single exon.
CGACACUACUCACCGCCAACUCCAAUCCAAGUAAAUUAAGCACGUACACGCUACUAGACAGCUGACCUUCCGACGAGCGAGUAGCGAGCUAGCAUUUAGCAACAUGUGCGGCGGUGCGAUCCUCGCCGAGCUCAUACCCAGCGCGCCGGCGCGGCGCGGCGUCACGCCAGGCCACGGUAGCGGCGGCAAGGGUCGGACUGCGGCCAACGACGACGACGACUUCGAGGCCGCGUUCCGUGACUUCGACGAGGACUCCGAGGAAGAGCCGGUGGGCGCGAUUACGAAGAAGGCGUUCGGGUUCGCCGGGACCCGGCGCAGGCGGCCCAGCAGCCCGUACUACGGCGUGCGGCGCCGGCCGUGGGGCAAGUGGGCGGCCGAGGUGCGCGACCCCGUCCGGGGCGUCCGCGUCUGGCUCGGCACCUUCGCCACCGCCGAGGCCGCGGCGCGCGCCUACGACCACGCCGCGCGCGACCUCCGCGGCGCCACCGCCAGGCUCAACUUCCCGUCCAACUCCAAGCGCCGCUCCGCCGUUGCCAAGGCGGCGCCGCGCGUGGACGAGGACGAGGACGAGGACGAGAACGGAGGAGGCGGCGCCCUGCCCGACAGGUCGUGCCAGGGCAUGUCCGCGGUCGGCUUGUGCGUCGAACUCGGCGGCGCCUCGAAGCGCGCCCGGACAGAGCCCCAGGAAGAAGCCCAGGGAAGGGAGAAGAAGGUGGCGCCUGCGCUGGCGCCGUCCGACGAUUCCGCCGAUACGCUGCUGAUGGACGCUUUCAUGUUCGGCGACCCGUUCAGCUUCUUCGACGGCGGCUUGUGCUACGAGCCUGCCGUGACGAUGGACUGCCAGUUGUUGGGCGGCGACGCCGUGUUUUGCGACGACAGCGUGGGACUCUGGAGCUUCGACGACAGUGUUUGCUUCUAGGCCGGCCGGUUUUCCUUCUUCCAAUCCUUGCUGCCGAGUUGCCCCUGUAAAAAAAAAGGAUGUAGUGGAACCCUAAUAAGCAAACCGUUUUUU